Molecule: messenger RNA, 2391 nt
Organism: Aspergillus calidoustus
Lineage: Eukaryota; Fungi; Ascomycota; Eurotiomycetes; Eurotiales; Aspergillaceae
Source: the annotation of a GenBank genome assembly
AUGCAGUGGUAUAGGUGGAUUGCAGAGAACCGAUUUCCUGGGGAUCUGAUUGGUCCGUGCGGGGAAGAAUUCUGCGGAAGCUUUCUUUUUUUUUCAACAAGCCCGCAGCACCUGUUGACUUCUUAUCAUCAUUCAACUUCUUAUUCAGCUAGUGUGCUUUUCAGGCAUAGAAUAGGACGUCUAUGCGUGAAGAUGGACGCUUUCAAGCUGUUGACACGAUCAACAAAGUUCAAGUCCCCUGGCGCACAAUCAACCGCAUCAACCCGGCUCCCGUCCACAGGCAAAGCAGAGAACCCACAACUAUUCCGGUCUUCCGCCGCAGAUGGGCUCUUGGAAAAGAGCGGGAAUGGAAAGAAGAGGAAGCGCGGUUAUGGUGCCGAGGAAGCUCACCAUAUCGACGAAGAUGCAUUGAAUCUAGACUUCUUCAGCCAGAAUAAAAGCUCUGCGCCUCGGGGUUUAGAUGCGACGGCCGAGAAGGGACAGGAUCGUGAGGAUGCUUCUGGUUCUGAUGACGACGAGUCCAUGGAUGAAGUCCAAUGUCGGACGGUUUUGAACGCGCAUAAGAUCAAGGUCACGGAUAUGCGUGAUAUUGAAGAUGUCAGUCCGGUCCAGGUUCAAGCUGAGGAGCCGAAGAAGAAAAAGAAGAAGCGGAAACAGCAGGAAGAGAAGCAGCAACCUCAGACGCUCACCAAGAAAGAGCUAAAGAAAGCUCGGCGGCUGUAUCCGCAACCGCUCGUUUCGUUCAAGGAGCUGCGAACAAAAUACAAGAUCUCGAGACGCCUCGCCGACAACGUCGCCGAGCAAGGUUUUACUGUUCCUACGGAGGUGCAGCUGGGGAGUUUGCCUUUGCUACUCGGGAAUAAGUCCGGCUCUGAGAAAUCAAAGGCUGCUACUACCGAGCCAGAUCUUUUAGUGGUUGCACCUACGGGGAGUGGGAAGACGCUUUCAUUCAUGAUCCCAGUGAUCAACAAGAUUGUUCGACACCACCAUGAGCAACCAGAGGAGCGUGGGAUCUUCUCUGUUGUGGUCGCACCAACCAAAGAACUUGCCAGUCAGAUUGCCAACGAGGGAAGGAAACUUGCACUUGGAACAGGUGUCAAGAUCACCCUUAUGAAGAAAGGAAUGCGGGUUGUGAAGCGAGAUGACGAGGAUCAAGGCGAUAUUCUCAACGAAAGCAGUGCGGAAUCGUCCGAAUCGGAGAGUGACGAGAAACCAGCCGGCAAGCCAAAGGCAGCAAUUCCCGUCACAAAAAGCGAUAUCCUUGUCUCGACGCCAUUGCUUCUGGUCAACGCUCUCUCCGCAAAUAAGACUAAACCUCUUGGGACCCUACCGCUAGUGCGCAACUUGAUCCUAGAUGAGGCAGAUGUCCUCCUUGAUCCUCUGUUCCGUGACCAAACGCUUGAUAUCUGGCGCUCUUGCACACAUCCCGAACUUCGUGCCAGCCUGUGGUCAGCCACCAUGGGCUCUAGUAUCGAGGACAUGGCCAAAUCAACCAUCAAAGAGCGCAAGCUCACUCUACCAGAAACACAAUCCUACCCUCUGAUCCGACUUGUCGUUGGACUAAAAGAUUCCGCUAUCCCCAACAUUAAACACAAACUUGUCUAUGCCGCGACCGAGCAAGGAAAGCUCCUUGGUCUCAGACAGCUUCUACAUCCUACAGCAGCGACAUCCUCAGAUGUCCGUCUCCGCCCGCCGUUCCUCGUUUUCACGCAGACAAUCCCCAGAGCCGUAGCGCUUCAUUCUGAGUUGCUGUAUGAUAUCCCUCCUGAGGCCGGCGGUUCGUCGAGAAUAGCCGUCCUGCAUUCCGAUUUAUCAGAUACCCAACGAUCAGAAAUCAUGAAAGGCUUCCGCAAAGGAGAGAUUUGGAUUCUCGUUACCACCGAUUUACUCGCGCGUGGUGUCGAUUUCCGAGGUAUCAAUGGAGUUGUCAACUACGACAUACCCAACUCAGCGGCAGUAUACGUCCACAGAGUAGGACGAACUGGGAGAGCGGGUCGCGAGGGCGGCGUUGCAGUCACAUACUACACGAAAGAGGACAUUCCCUAUGUGAAAAGCAUCGCGAAUAUCAUCGACGCGAGCGAGAAGCUACGAGGAGAGUCUGGCGAGCGGUCGGUGCAAAAAUGGCUCCUGGAUGCGCUGCCUGACCUCAGCAAGAAGAAUAAGAAGGAGUUGAAAAAGCACGGUGUCAAAGCCCGGCAAACAAACACCAAGGGCGGCGAAGACAAGGACCAGCGCAGAACGAGAAUCAGCACAAAGAGCGGGUUCGAGCGACGACAGGAGAACAGGAAGAAGGGUGCUAUCGCAGCAAGCCGCAAUAGAUCCCAGCACCCAUCCCAGAAGUCGGACAGUGAAAGCGACGGUGAUGAUGGCUGGGGCGGCAUCGACGAUUAG